CCGUGCCCUUUUCUGCUUAUCACAAGCGGGAGCGGAAGCUCAGCGGCGAGGCCGCCUUUCUUAGAUGAGCAGCUGCAGGCGCUGUUUCUGCCUAGUACGCUGACUCCGUUGUGAUUCAUGGAGCAGGGAACCAGCCCGGAAAAAGAGCCCUUGUUGCCGCCUCCGCUGCCAGGGGCUGCUGAGCGUCACCGGCUUUACUCGGGCACGGACCGCGGAGACCUGGAGGAUGAUGGACACUGCUGCGUGUCCGCGGCCUCCUCGCCUCGUUCUGGCGGACCUGUCAUUGAUGACCCUGAACUCUACUUCAACCAAGCUGUAGUAUUCAUUGAAGAUGCAAUUCAGUAUCGCUCUAUAAAUCAUCGUGUGGACUCUAACUCCUUGUGGCUUUAUCGGUGGUAUUAUUCAGAAGUUUGCCAAUGGAUUUUGAUUCUCACCAUUACGCUAAUCCUGGCUCUUGCUUUCAUUGAAACUCCUUCUUCACUUACCGUCACAUCAGAUGUUCGAUAUCGCUCAGAAGCUUGGAAGCCUCCUUGUGGCCUGACUGAAAGCAUUGAGCUGCUUUGCUUCCUUAUCUUUAUAGCAGAUGUCUCUGUAAAGAGCUACUUAAUUGGAUGGGAAGAAUUUCGGAAAACCAAGUGGUUAAUGGCCUACAUCCUGGUCCUGCUCAUCUCCCUGAUAGACUGGAGCAUUUCGCUGAGUACUUCCUGUCAUGAAAACCUGAGGAUAAGACGUAUCCUUCGGCCUUUCUUCCUUCUCCAGAAUUCUUCAAUGAUGAAAAAAACACUAAAAAGCAUCAAGAGGACACUGCCAGAAAUUACAAGUGUUAUGCUGCUCUUAGCUGUUCAUCUGUUUCUCUUUACCAUGUUUGGCAUGCUGCUGUUUGCUCGGACAAAAGAUGGUCCACAGGAUAAAGAGUGGCAAGGAUAUUUUCAUAAUUUGCCAGAUUCAUUAACUUCAUUGCUGGUACUGUUGACAACUGCAAAUAAUCCAGAUGUGAUGAUUCCUGCGUAUUCUAAGAAUCGAGCAUAUUGCAUCUUCUUUGUACUCUUCACUGUAAUAGGAAAUUUAUUUCUGAUGAACUUGUUGACAGCAAUAAUAUACAAUCAGUUUCGUGGAUAUCUUUUGAAAUCGGUUCAAUCAUCGCUUUUCCGGAGACGCUUGGGGAUCCGUGCUGCCUUUGAAGUUCUUUGUUCUUUGAAAGAGACUUUGAUCAAUAAAAAUAUCUUGUGUGUCCAAUCUGAAGCUCUUCUUCAAGUCCUCCAGAAAGUAAAAAUGGAUUCCUACUGCAAAGAAGCAAUCAUUAGGAAGCUUAAAUCUUGCCCUCCAGGAGAGCUGUCAGCUACUCAGUUUCAGACACUUUUUGAUGAACUCGACAAGCAUAAAGUUAAAGAGCGUCCUCCCAAACCAGAUUAUCAGUCACCAUUCUUACAGCGAGUUCAGUUUAUCUUUGGACAUCACUACUUUGGUUAUUUAGGAAACCUUGUAGCACUAGCAAAUAUUUUCUGUGUAUGCGGAGUUAUGGUAAUAGAUGCAGAUAAGCCACCUGCCCUGCGAGAUGACUUUUUUUUAGGGGUUACAAACUGUUUCUUUAUUUUGUACUACCUUCUGGAAAUGUUGCUGAAAUUAGUGGCCUUAGGAUUAAAAAGAUAUUUAUCCUAUCCAAGCAACGUAUUUGAUGGACUUCUGACUUUGGUCCUGAUGGUUUUGGAGGUGUCCACAUUUGCUGUAUAUGGGUUUCCUCAUCCAGGCUGGAGACCUGAAAUGUUGGGAUUGCUGUCUCUAUGGGACAUGGUUCGUCUAGCAAAUAUGCUGAUUGUGUUCAGAUUUUUAAGGAUCAUCCCAAACAUUACAUUCAUGUCUUUAGUUGCCAGUACACUGCUGGAUCUAGUGAAAAACAUAAGAACCUUUGCAGGAAUUCUGGUGGUGGCUUUCUAUGCAUUUGCAAUAAUUGGCAUGGAGCUGUUUGGAGGCACCAUUACCCCCAUGCAGGGCAAUGUCAGCCUUGUAAGUAAUACAACUUUGCAGUGUGGCACGUUUGAACAACUGGAGUAUUGGCCAAACAACUUUGAUGAUUUUGCUGCAUCACUAGUGAUUUUGUGGGAUGUGAUGGUUGUGAACAACUGGCAAGUUUUCUUGGAUGCAUAUUCCAGAUAUUUAUCUCCCUGGUCAAAAUUGUACUUUGUCACCUGGUGGUUGACUUCCUCUGUCAUCUGGGUCAACCUUUUUAUAGCGUUGCUUUUAGAGAAUUUUAUUCAUAAAUGGGAUCGUCGCUGCCAUAGGCCAUCUCUCUCAGAAGUUGAAUAUCAAAUGACAGUGGAACUCCUCUUCAGGGAUGUUUUGGAAGAACCAACGGAGGAAGAACUGAUUGCAAGACUUCACCAGCAUCCACAUAUGCAUCUAUAUAGAUGACACCUAGCUGGAAGUGGCAAUCCAGCCUCAUUAUGCCUGCAUGCAGGUUUUAUAGCUAAAGAGAAGAUAACUCCUAUUUCUUUCUAGAAAGAGUGCUAAUUUGAUUUUAUUUUUGAAUGUUGCCUACAAUAGACGGUCUUUAAAGAUCACUUGGGUUCAUUUUAAACAUAUUUUUAAAUUCUAAUUUGACUUCCUUUUAAGUUGACAUGGAAUAGAUAAUUAUGGAGUAUUAAUUGCUUUUAAGAAAGGGAAAUGGAUCAGUGAUACCGCACUUUAUACUAAAUGUGGUGGAAGAUAAAUAACUAUGUCUGCCGGCCUGGUGCUAGCACUAGAGACAGUGCAAAAGGCAAACCUUCUACAGAGGCAAACUUCCUUUUUUAGUAUUUGUUGUGUGAUAUGCCAGGACAGUGCCUUAUUGUUAGAAAAGUGUUUUAGUAAAUGUCUAAAUGUUUCAAAUAUAGGAUAAAAGUUUAAAACCUAAAGGUAGGGAUUCAUAUAAAAAUUGUUAUUUUAUAUGUUCUAAUGCGGCAAGCUAUUGUAGAAAGAAGAAGAAUACAAUAAUACAAUUCCAGUUUUGGGGACUCGAAUUCAUGGCAUUAAGAUGCAUAAUGUUUUGUCUCCCUGCCCCUCUAAUCCCCUUCCUUAUCAGGAUCAGCCAAUCUGAGGCAAUCUAGACUAAGACCAAUGAGGGAAUAGAAUGGGUUACAACCCCUAUUUCUUGUUUGAGGCUCAACUUUGCCUUGUUUUACCUUUUUGGUGAAGCCUGCUCUGUGUGUGUCCUUAGUGAAAUAAGUACUGUAGAGGAAAACAGUUGAAAUAAUUGGCAGAGACUAGGUCUAUGUCUCAUACUUGGGUUCGUAGGCGAGUUUUGUAACUGUCCACAUGUAUUGUAGCAAACAUUUUGUGAGUAUUACCCAACCCAUUUUGCAAGAACAUCUAUGACACACAGAUUUUAUUCAAAUUCAACCCACUGGCCUUAAAAUUUGGGCAUCUAUGUCAAAUAAAAAUACAACAUUGUUUCAUGCCAGUAAAAACAAAAUUAUAGAAAUUAAAUCUUAGUCCUUUUAAUCAUAUCAGUAGCAAAUAUAUUUGUGUUGGCUAUGUUAUGAUUCCAUCAGGUACUAUGUAAAAUCUCUAUCUGUGUGACUCCCUGGAAUUCCCUAAAAUACAUUGACAGAUAAAAGCAGCUCUUUAUGAGGAUGAAUGCUAUAAUAAGAACAACAAAUCUAAUUGAGAUAUCUUUGGUCUGAAGAGAUGACCCACCUAGUGACGCAAUUCAGUGAAUUAUAGAGCUCCCAUUCGGUUGUUAUUUUAUUCAUUCAGGGAUGCUAAAUAGUCUUAUUCUGCUUUCUGUCUCACUUCUGAAUUUUUUCGUCAUUGCUGAAAGGGAAAUUCUUUGACAUUUGAUUAAAUAACUAUGAUCAUCUCAUAAUAGUUGCUUAAUUAAAAAUGCAUUGAAAUAUUCUCUUCCUUAGGUGACGUAGUUCUGUUCAUAAAAUAUAUGCAAUGUUUCUCAACCUCAGUACCUUGAAGAUACGUGGAAAUGCCUGAGUAAUUCUGGAAGUUAAAGUACACACAUCUUAAAGUUGAUGAGGUAGAAAAACACUGACAUAUAUAUAAAGGCCAUAUUUUACUUCACCCAAUUUUCUGGCUCCAUACAAUAUACUGAGCCAUUAAUUCAUCAGAUAGGCUGGUUCGCAUAACAGUUUGCUUCAAAUAUUGUGCAAGAGGUUAUGCACCGAGCCGUUUUUGGUAUGCUCAUAGAGUGCAAAAUCACUGGUUUUGUACAUUCCAAUAAAUGUUGAGCUCAAAACAGCUCAGUUUCCAGAAGCCUCAAAACAGUUUUUGAGUGCUCAUUAUGAGGACGUUUGUGAAAUUUUAUGCUUGAAAUGGUUCAAAAUGAAAUCUGUGGCAUAUAAGGGAAAACUCUUAGUCCUCCGGAAAUUGAACAUUUCUCUUUUGGACCAUGCUGAUUUAGUCAUUUCAGGGAUGCUCCAGUGAUUUUUUCCUAAAGUUAAUUCUCUGAACUGGAAUGAGUUUGUGGUUUUCCAAACAUGAUCCUGUCCUGUUUUAUGCAGAAUGCCACAAACAUUCUGAAAAAUGGAACAUGGAACAUUUUGGAAAAGUGCUGAAUAUUACAUUUUGCAAUGGUAGAAUUUUUUUAUAUCCCUAUUAGACUAUAAUGUGAUUGCUAAUUUUUAGUUUAUUAUGUCCUACAAACACAUAUCAGUUUUGUAUUUUUGACCUAAAUAAAAGAGGAGGGAAUAGUUAAAAAGUAGCUGUAUUUAUCUUUAAGGAUUUCUUUCUCCCAAGUAAUUUUUCCUUUAAAAUGCAAAGGUGGUUUUAGAUUUGCAGAGAAUGUGCCAAUGUAUCUAGAUGGAUUUUGUUUAUUUUGAGAAAUGUUAAAUUGAGACCAAAUAUAGCAGCUACUAUAUUUUUUAAAAAAAAGAUUUAGUUAUUCUCUACUUGCCUUAAUUAAGAAUUAAUUAAUAAUAAGAUAAGUAAAUAUUAAAGUAGAAAGACAAUGUGUUCCAUGUCACACAGAGUAUGGAAGCUGAGAGACUGGUAUACCACCCUUGCAUGUAGGAAAAUAUUUAUGCAUUAUAAAAAUAAAAACAUUAAUUUAACAGUUAUUAUUGAUCAAUAGGCAUUUCAUUUGCUAUGAUCUGGGUUUCUGAUAUGCAUUCCUUUGGAUAGCAUGAGGUUUAUUUUCUUCAUCGUUAAAACUCCCAUUUUCAAAAGAAAAUCCUUUCUUAACUAUAUUACAUAUGGAUUACAUUUUGAAUUACCCUUCCUUAAACAUUCUUUUAUACAAACAAAGUUAAGGAAGAGUAACUAUGCUGUAGCCUUUCUCUGAAAUAUUAAAUCUGUUUUUUGCUUCCAUCCUUCUGAGGUUGGUAAAAUGAGGACCCAGAUUGCUGGGGGCAAUAUGCUGACUCUGUAAACCUCUUAGAGGGGGCUGGAAAACAUUGUGAAGCGGUAUAUAAAUCUGAGUGCUAUUGCUAUUUAUAUCAAAAGAAUGUUUGGCAUUCUUUUAAGCCCAGAAUUUUCAUAGCUUACUUUAAGGGUGAGGACCUUUUGAUAUUCCAGCUGAUACUGAUGGUAGCACCUUUCAUUAUUGGCUGUAUUUCUAAGGCCAUUGAAGCAAGAGGACAACAUUCCUCUGUCCCUGGCUUGUUUUGGUUUGAUUUAUUUUUUGGUCAUCAGUAACAACUAUUAUGAAGAACAUGAUUCUUUAUGUAACAUUUUGUUAAUUUUAAGCUUAAGAAAAAUGAGCAUUUUUCUGUACUCAGGAUAGCAGGUAUAACUUCCAAACAUUCUUCAUGCUACCUUUUUCUUCUAGUGGUGCAAUUUGGGCAAUUCAGUGCUCUAGGUUUACCAGUGCAAUAUAAUUUUGAAUUUCUCAUGCUCUGAGAACAUAUGGAGAAACCACUAAAGUUGUUUGCAUAUUGUGAAGUUUUAUGUAUUAACUUAAAAAAAGGAAAUUGUAAAAUGUAAUCUAUGUGAGUCCUUUUUUAAGAGCACAGAUGUUAGCAUAUGUAAUUAAAAUAUUUUUGAAACA
This is a messenger RNA of Crotalus tigris (Tiger rattlesnake), 5971 nucleotides long. RefSeq names its product two pore segment channel 2 (gene TPCN2). The record is from RefSeq and is a predicted model, not a curated record. Gene Ontology annotation, biological process: transmembrane transport; monoatomic ion transport. Gene Ontology annotation, cellular component: lysosomal membrane. The transcript has 25 exons. Gene Ontology annotation, molecular function: voltage-gated channel activity; monoatomic ion channel activity. Bases 118 to 2409 code for a protein of 763 amino acids. NCBI's taxonomy places the organism in Eukaryota, Metazoa, Chordata, Lepidosauria, Squamata, Viperidae.